Messenger RNA from Habropoda laboriosa, 2427 nucleotides. RefSeq names its product arginine/serine-rich protein PNISR. The record is from RefSeq and is a predicted model, not a curated record. Bases 1 to 2334 code for a protein of 777 amino acids. Gene Ontology annotation, cellular component: nuclear speck; presynaptic active zone. The transcript is spliced from 11 exons. Gene Ontology annotation, molecular function: RNA binding. NCBI's taxonomy places the organism in Eukaryota, Metazoa, Arthropoda, Insecta, Hymenoptera, Apidae.
AUGAGUGGAAAUAUGUUUGAGGGAAAGGAUUACCCAACCCAGUGGGCACUAAAUCCUUCCGCUUACCAAAAUAUGAGUAAUGACCAAGUCGACUGGGCAGCAUUAGCUCAGCAAUGGAUCAAAAUGAAAGAGACUGUAGUGCCACCGGCACCACCUCCGCCUACUAUUAAUCCUAUAUGUCCUGGGACUGAUGGUAGCGGAGAAGCUCCCAUGGAUAUGGAUACAAAAGAAGACGAUGUACCACCAGCACCACCUGCACCAACAAUCAGUGGAUCAGCUGAAGCUUGGAAUCAGUGGAAUCAAUGGGGCCAUUGGAAUACCUCAGGUUCUGGUGCAGGUACUUGGGAAUGGACUGGUGUACCUCCCCCUGGGGUUUCUAUAGGUUCUGAUGGGAAACCUAUGGGAAUUCCUACAGUACCAGUUAUUCCACCUGCUCCAACCAUAUCUACAACAUCAGAAUUUAGUGUACCACCUCCAGCAGCACCAUCGUUGUAUUCUUAUAAUUCAGUACCUCCAACACAACCUUAUAGUCAGGUGACUAGUUAUUGGUCUGGAGAACCACCUACUACAAUACCUCCUCAGCCACCUCCUUUCAUGAAGGGGGUCAGACAUGCAAAUAGAACGCCACAUAUAAGGCCCAUGGACACUGUAAGGUGUCGAGAGGAUAGGGAAAAGACACCUGAGGAGGAUACUACAACAACCAUAGACGCGGCAAAGCGUAGACAAUUGCCAGCAUGGAUUAGGGAGGGUUUAGAAAAAAUGGAAAAAGAAAAACAGAAAGCUGUUGAGAGGGAAAGGCAGGAGAUACUGAGGAAACAGGAAUUAGAGGCCCGAAAGCAAGCCGAGGACGAGGCUCGGGCAGUACUGAAUCCUUGUAAAAGCAAAUUUGAUUCUGAUUCCGAGAAGGAAACAGAACAAGAUGUUGACGAGGGAAUACGUAGUCAACAGGUGACUGAGAAAAAUUUCGAACGUACUCCAGACAUUCUUCUUCGUCCGCGGAAGUCACGAUUUCGCGACGCAGGCUCGCCUGACGCUCAUACGCAUACAGACAGAAGCCCAACUACUUCUAACACUGCUAUAGCCGCGCCAAAGCGAUCUAGAGAGGAGAUACUGCAGGAUGUGAUGUUAAAGGUACGGAGAUCGUUGACGGAAAUUCUUCUGGAGGUAACGAACGAAGAAAUCGGUUCUAUAUGCAGAGAGGUUUGGAGCCGCGCACGUGCCAAAGUCCCUGCAGGAGAGACCCCCGUCGCAUCCCUCAACAACAUGGCCCCUCUUGCUCAGAUCACUCGUAAACUUGGUCUGGGCAUCUAUGGCGACAGCAACAGCGAGUCUGAGGAGGAGCAGAACGACCACGUCCAGGCUCAAAACAAUGACAGCGAUGAGGAGCUCAUUGAAACCUUAAAACGGCGGCAGCAAGCGUUCAAAAAGACGGAAGAGGAAAUCGAGGCGCGUCUAGCAGAGGAGGAUGAGAGGGAAGAGCAACGUUACGAGGAGCAGUACAAUAAGCAACAGGAAAAUCAUACUGGUAAUACAAGCUGCAAGGACUCAGUUGAUGAAAAAGAAACGGUAAAUAAUCAAAGAGAAGCGUCUGAAACUUUAUCGAGCGGCGGACAAAGUCCACAGCAACAAAUCGUGCCGCCUGAUAUGGCAAAGACCAAUACUCCAUCAGGGUCGGCCGAUUCUGAAUCUAGCAGUUCCGAGUCGACGAGCUCUGACUCGAGUCGUAACUCGUUGAAGAAGAAACGAUCGAACAAAGUUCGUGAGCGUGAUUAUCGAAAGAGGAAGUCAAAAAGUAGAAGUAAAUCGAGAGGCAGAAAAACAAGGUCCCGUUCUUCCGAGCGAGGCCACAAACGGAAGUCCAGGUCUAGAUCGAUAAAAUCGUCACGUAAAGAGUAUCGUUCAAGGUCUUCGAGCAAUUAUAGGUCCAGUAAGAAGCACAGAUCGAGAUCGAGAAAUCGUAAACGGCGUAGAUCCCGCUCGAGGAGCUGUCGUCGAUCUAGAUCCAGCUCGAUAGCGAGGAAAUGGUCGCGAUCACGUUCCAGGGGAAAGAGGAAGUCACGUUCCCAUUCGAGAGGUAGAAGAAGAAGUCGGUCCUAUUCAACCAGACGCAGCAAAUCUCGCGGCAGGGAUAAACGAAGAACACGGUCCCGAUCCAGGGGUAGAGACAGGACUCGAUCACGUUCGAAGGAACGUAAACGUUCGGAGUCUUACGUUUCCAGGAGCAAGAGGAGGACUCGAUCUAGAUCUAGAGAUCAUAGAAAAUCACGAUCGAGAUCAAGGCAGUCGAAUCAUCGGGACGGUAAGAAAUCGUCGUCGCAUCGGUACAGGAAUUAAAACACCUGACCAAUUCUUCUCUAGCCAAGGUUGUAUAUACAUAUUCAUAAUUAAGUCACACACUUUUUUCGAGAUAUUCGUACGGAACGACGA